UCGGCGGUCUACAUACCUAUUACAGGGGAUCGAAUAAAAUCAAUACUAUUGCAGUGAUGUAUUCAUUGGUCUUUUUAAAAUGAGAACGUGACAAAACUUUAGUUUUUAUUCAUCGAAAAUACUAUUUUAAUUAUAAAGUCUGUUGAAGCUUGAUGCUCAUUUAUUAUUUAUUUACAUAGUGAUGAAUAUUUUCAUAGUUACGGCGUGGUAGAACAUUCUGCGUUGAUCGUCUAUUUUAAUGCAAAAUAUUAACUGUUAAAGAUUCUUGUUGUUUGAAGAAAAAGAUAUACAUUAUAAUAUACAAGGGUUAUUUGUAAGGAAAAAUGGAGGAGUUGAAUGGGGAUCUUUAUGGGGAUGGUCUCGUGAGUCUCGGGGAUGAAGGGUCAUUGGAAUCUACCGAUAGUGGGAAGCAGGACCAAAGUUGCACAAUUUGCGACAAUAAGCUGUGCAGUCCCAGGGUGUUGUCAUGCCUACAUGUAUUCUGUGAAACAUGUAUAGAUAAGCUGAUGGUAAACGAAGCGGGUGAUACUUUGAAAUUUGAUUUAGGUGUUGAAUGUCCACUAUGCAAACAAGAAACCAAGAUUCCUGUUGGGGGAGCAGGAUCUUUACCUUCUGAUUAUGUGAUUACGAACAUUUUGGAUGUGUCUUCAAUGGAUCAAUCUGUUGUUUGCACCUGCUGUAAGAGUAAAGAACCAGCUGUCGCUCGAUGCACUGAUUGUUCCCACUUUCUAUGCUCAAACUGUAAUUCUGCACAUGAGUUCAUGCGCUGUUUUGAAAACCAUAGAGUUGUCCCGUUUGAUGCGCUUCGGUCGUCAAAGGAAAAAUCUGCUGUUCAUAAACCAAUAUUCUGCAGCCGCCAUGUUGGUGAGAGCCUUAAAUUGUACUGCUGUGACUGCGAAGUUGGUGCUUGCACCGAGUGUCUGACAGUUGAUCACAAAGUUGGUGAACAUCGUUGCGAGCGUAUAGUCGACGCUGAACCGAAUCUCAGAGCCGAAUUGCGUAACUACAUAGUAGAAGCAAACGCGCGCGCUGUGGCCGCCGGCGGAGCUUCAGCCCGGCUAGACGAUGCCCUGGGAGACCUGCAACGCCAACGCGACGAAGCCGAGAACCUCAUUAAUGAGGCUUUCCAUGCCUAUAAAGCUGCUUUAGAAAGGCGCCGUGAGACAGUUCUAGAAGAACUCGAGCGCUUACACAAAGAGAGAGAACUAAAGGUUAUGGAUCUAUUCGACCGCGUGGACAAGACCGUUCAACGUAUUGAUUGCGCUUGCAAGUUUACAACACGGCUUUUGAGACGCGGCGACGGCACCGAAAUUGUGAUGCUGAAGAAAACCGUGGCUUCCCAAUUUGCACGCCUGUUAGAGGGGGCUCCGGAGUUUGAUGUCGAUUUCUCUUUGGAGUUCGUGACAAAGACGGAUAAAUUCGACUCUAUAACUGAAGAUACCUUUGGAGCUUUCCGUACUGAAGCAACUAUGGCGGAGGAGAGGAAACGGCUGAGCGAAUCCUCUGCGAUCGUGUCGGUUGCGUCGACCGCUCAUUCUCCAGCAGUCUCGGUGACCAAUGCGCCGGUGUUUGAUGACUUUCCUCUUGGGAACGUUCGUCGCGUGACUGGCGUUUCUGGAGUAGGAAUGGUGGGAGUGCCCUCAAUGGGUGUAGGCUCCGGGCCAGUGCCAAGCAGUGGGGUACUGCCGGGGGUCGUGAGCGUUAACAAUGUAGCUGGAGUAGGCGCAGUACCUGGUGUUCCAUCACUGCCGUCUAUGGUCGAAUACAACUUGCAGCAGUUGGCAAGUAUUGCCGAAAAGGAUGUGCCGCCACCCCCGCAUGCUUCCCCCGCUCCAUCAUUCACAUUAGCGGAAUUAUUGGCUGGUGACUUGAACUCUCCACAUGCAUACAACAACUUGCAAGCUUUAGCCAAACUUGGAUUGAAUACAGAAGUCAAUGGCUAUGGUGGUGUCGGGGGUGUGAGCUCCAUUAGCUCAGUAGGCCCCCGGGGCGUGUCCCCCGGUCGUCCUCUUUUAACAGCAGCCGAAGAAGCAGCAUUAGUCGCGCCACCUGCCCCACUUGUUCGGGCUACGAAGGCCACGCCCAUGCAUAUUAGAUUUAAAUUCGGCCAACUUGGAGGUGGUAAGGGCCAGUUCAACUCCCCCCAUGGUUUCUGCCUUGGAAAUGAUGAGGACAUCAUUGUUGCGGAUACCAAUAAUCACCGGAUUACUGUGUUCGACAAAGCUGGCAAUCACAAGUUCAAUUUCGGUGUAGCAGGUAAAGAAGAGGGCCAGUUGUGGUACCCUCGUAAAGUGGCUGUGGUCCGAGCCACUGGAAAAUUUGUGGUCUGUGAUCGUGGCAACGAGAGGUCCCGGAUGCAGAUAUUCACUAAGAAUGGGCACUUUUUGAAGAAAAUUGCCGUGCGGUUCAUCGACAUAGUAGCUGGCCUGGCAGUGACAGCCGAAGGUCUAAUAGUGGCAGUGGAUAGUGUGACACCCACCGUAUUUAUUCUGUCUGAGGAAGGUGACCUCAUGAGUUGGUUCGACUGUAGUGAGUGCAUGCGGGAGCCUUCCGACAUUGCUAUAAGCGGCAAAGAAUUCUACGUAUGCGACUUCAAAGGUCACUGUGUGGUUGUGUUCGAUGAUGAAGGCAGGUUCCUUCGUCGCAUCGGCUGCGAGAACGUCACCAAUUUCCCCAACGGCAUCGACGUGUCGGACGCUGGCGACGUCCUGAUUGGCGACUCGCACGGAAAUAAGUUCCACGUGGCCGUGUUUUCCCGGGACGGGGUUUUGGUCACUGAGUUUGAAUGCCCCUAUGUCAAGGUGUCCCGCUGCUGCGGCCUGAAGAUAACCUCUGAAGGCUACAUCGUCACCCUGGCGAAGAAUAAUCACCACGUUCUAGUCCUCAACACCCUUUAUAUUGUCUGAGGAAUAACUCAAUGGCUGUAAGUCGUACACAAGAUCUCACAUUUAUUCCCUAUUUUAUAAUUUGAUUGCUGAUUUUUACAUUGCUUAACAGUAUUUGACAAAUUGUUAUUAAUUUUUUUUUUAAUUGUUAAAUUCACUUUGCGUUCUCACUGCAUAAGAACUGAAUAUUUUGUUUCGCAUUUAGUUUUAGUAACAGAAAAUCCAAAGUUUAGGCUAAUUUGAUUUUUUUCGUUUUUGCAUCCGGUCGCUUCGUACUUGGUGUUAUGGUUGACCAUAGACAAGUGACUGGAUUUUGUAUCUAAAUUAGCAGCUAUGGUUCCUAGUUCGAGUGAAGUAAUGUCAAUUAGGUUCUGAUGGGGUGUCGCCUCGCAGACGAAUCGAACAUUAUUGCUUGUAGUCUCAUUUUGCCCGUGGGCGAUGAACGUCAUGCGUUUGCGCACAAAUCAUUUAAUCUUUUUUAGUCUUUGACCAAAGGAGGCGACACUAAAACGUGCCAUCUAGUUUAGGUUUAAUCGCUUAUACAAUAUUAUAUAUUGUCCGUUAAAAUAUAUUUACCUUUUACAGAAAUUCUUGUGUCUAUACAAAAUGUUUUUCCAUGUACUCUUGUUUUGAGAGCCUAUAUUUGAACAGUUUUUCGUGGGUAGGCUGUUAGGGAACACUUUCUUUGGUACUUGAAUUGGGCCAUUGUAAAUACAAAUUAUAUACAUUGAGUGGUAUUUAGUAGUUUAUAUGGCAUUUUCAUGUAACUUAUCGAUAUAUCGACUGUUAAUUAAUCCCCUCAUAGCAUUAGUUAAGUCACAAAGUUGAUUAGCGGGUUUGAACUUAUAUAUUGAACAAAUAGGCUACUGAACUAUCGUUCGUAAUAUAUCCAUGAAUGUGCCAUCAUAAACCUAAUUUAUUUUUACUAGUUACAUCAAAAUUGUUCGCCAAAGUAUAUAUUUUUUAUAGCGAUCCAAGUUAGAAAUUUCUGGAAAGUUGAUUCUUAAAGUUAGAAGGUGAGUAAUAUUAAUUGUCACCACAAAUAUCCUGCUAUAUAUUGUUUUUGGAAUAAUAACCCUUCGUGUUCUUCCAAUUUCGGCAUUGAAAUAUUUUAUUAGAAUUUAUUUGAACCAAAUUUAACAUGGAAGAUGGAAUCGUCGAGUCAUUAUUUCAGGCCAUCCUUUCUAAAUUGAUAAGUACUUACAAACCACCUAUUUGAGUGUGAUAUUUUGUUGAUAUAUUAUUUUAUAUGAUGCUCUCUAGCCCCGUUAGAUUUGCAAUUGUGAACCUCAUUUUUAUAUGGCUUAAUUGUUUGAGUUCCUUCAGCCCAGUGCAAAUAAUGAGCCGAUUCUUUUUAAAUAUUGCUGAGCCAUACAUUUAUACAAUAGCCGUUCACAUAUUAUAUCCUAAGUGUAUUGUACUUAAUUAGUCGGUAAUGUUUGUUUGUAUCGGAACAGUAUAUGGGUUCAAUUGGAGACAUUUAAUGUGAUAUGAGCAAUAAUGGAAAACCGUCGAGUACCAACAUGAGUCGGCGUGUCAGCGUGACGUCACGUGACCACAUCGUUGACGCUUUGAUUUAUUUAUUUAGCUUUUGGGUUUUUUUUUCGUAUUGUUUUUAAGUUAUUUGUUUCAGGAUUUUUUGUCCCGAUAGUAUUAGGGAAUUUUAUUUUCUUUUUUUAUUUGAGCUAAGCAAGUGAAUAAGUCUGCGAGCGUUGCGGGUUUUAAUGUGUGAUUAAUACUCGUAUUUUAUUAAUUUUAUUACUGUAUUGUUUCAAUUGUCCUUGGGCCUAUAUUUGAAUAGUAUUUAUGGCCGGCGCGUAAGGCCUUAUCGUUACGAAUUUUUACUGCCAAAUUGUUUUCUUACUGUAUUUGUGCAUGCACACAAUUAUUAUUUUAAUGUAUAGGUAUUUGUAUAAAUUAGUUAAUAGUUGUUGCCAAUAUUUUUUUUGUUUUAAUAUUCAGGGUUUUAAUAUUAUUAUAAUGUUCAAUAUUUUAUUUGUUGUCCAUUGGUCGAAAUUUUUGUGUGUUAGUGACGUAAAAUUUUACAGAAAUACAAAUAGGAGCCCCAAAGGGAGCGUUUGACGCUAUUAAUAAUAUUGCUUAGAGUUGCAUAAAAUUAUUAAAAAAGUGGUGUGAUAAGUUUUGGAUAAUUUUACAAAUUAUACUAUUUUAUGUGUGAAUUUCAAUAUUGAUAAAUUUAAAGUACGCAUUACCAAUAACACAACGGCAUCGACAUUUAUUCGACCGUAUGUUUGGGAGUAUUAUUUUAGAAUACAUUUAAUAUUAUUUGUUUUAAACGAGACAGAGUUUCCUUUUGUUCUUGCCAUGUAUCUUAUGUAGGUGUCGAAGUAGAGGUUUUGUAGGAGUUAGAAUUUUUCAAUUAUUGAUGUAUACAGAGUUGUGGGAGCCAUGGUGUUAUUUAGAGUCGGUAGUUAGAAGGCUGGCGGGUAUUCGCUGCGUCUAUUUGGCUGUAUAUUUAUGCUGUUACGAAUAAGCACUGUCAUGGGGUUAGUGGCAGGUCAAAUGGUAUCUAUUGUCCAUUGACGUUACACGAUAAUAAUUGUAUCAUUAGAGUACAUUACAGUAGCCUUUCUUGGAAAUCUUAAAGUUACCUAUAUACACGUAAAGCGAUUUUUUGGUACAUGUAUUUCUCUUCUAUAUUCCCUUAUGUAUCCAGCAAUAAAUUCGGUAGAUGUAGUGACGCCCUUUGCCAUUAACUCGCUCGGCCGUCCGGCGGAACGCGCACGUUUAUUGGCAAACGGUGCGGUAUUAGGGUUCGCAGCGCACAAUGUGAGCUCAUGUUACACUCCCUAUUGGAGAUGGGCGUAUUGCCUAUGUUGUGGCACCAAGCACAGCUCGAUAUUGCCGUGGAGUUUGUGAUUCUUAGGACCGUGCUAAUUGACCGUGAGUAGGGUUCGGAUGAGAUGUGCGUUCAGUUUGGGACACCGACAGCUGAUCACCUGCUUUACUACGAUUCAGUCAUCCUAUAUCCUAAUUAACCCUCCGGGGCCGUGUUGCUAACUCGUGGAAUCGUUUUUGUGUCAUUAGUAUUAACGCAUUUAGAAAUUGAAAUUUUUCACCUUACCACCGCCAUAUUAGUUUGGUCUUUCCACUGUUCAAAAACCAAUAAAAAUAAGGUUGUGAGCUGAAUUCUCGUUGGAAUUUUAAGCCACAUGAGUGCUUGUGCAAUAAAUAUCACAGUUUGGGUCUAGGCUUUUAAAUUAUUAUAGAUUAUAUACAUUGUUGAGCUGAUUAUAAAAAUUUAAUAUAUUAUUAUACCUUUUAAUAUUGUUAAUGAAUUCUAAUUGCAUUCCACAUAGAGUGAACGAAUUUGAAAUGACCAUUUUCAAUCUACAUUAUACAAGUUAUUUUUUUUACAACGUAGGAUUAUUAGCAGUUGCCAAUGUUUUUUCCUUUAGUCAGUAAAAGUACAAAUAUUUUAAUAUACAAUUCUUGGUAUUUAUCUAUGUAGUGUCUAAUUUUUUUUCUUUUAAUUCGUUUAACUAUAAGCAUAAUUAUUUUCACUCAAGCGGCCAGUUACAACUUGAAAAUUAUUCAGUAAAAAAAACAUAUCACUCGAAAUUUGCUUCUCGCAUUACGUAAUGUGUAUAGGCAAAUUAAUUACGGAAACAUAUUAUAGCAAUCAAUACAUUGCUCCAUACGACGGCUUGAUAUAAGAAAUGUUGCAUACAUUUUCCGUAAUGUGGGAUUGUAUUUUUAUCUUAGUAGUAACACCUGUAUGUUUUCUUUAAUUUUACGGUUAAUUGUCUUUUGUUUUAUUUCAGUUAGCUAUAAGUGUAUCCUAAGUUACAAUGUAAUGUUUCUCGUCAUUUUUAUUAUAACGAUUAAAUUUGUUUGUAUGAAUGGUGCAUGUUCCAAAUGCAUAUUUUAUUUUUGAUCCAAAGAUUUCUUUUUAAUGCUUAUAGUUUAAUUUUAUUUAUAAAACGACAUUUGUGGAGUGUGCAUUGGCAUUUGAUAUUAGAAUCACAUAAUUCCGUAGCGUUGGUGCAACCGAGCAAAUGUCUACUGUAUUCUCGUAAGAAUAUUGCUCAAUGGUUUUAUUACGUUUAAAGUAUUUUAACAUAGGUGUUAGUCCAUGGAGUGUAUUGGCCGUGGACUACCGCGUACAUAAUAUCUACCGACAAUACCCUCCGGAAACAUUUGAAACAUGAAACGUUAAAUUUUAUUGUUAGGUAGUUGUUUUGCCUUGACGCCUUGCAUCGGCGCAAGUUGCGGGGCUCCAGCGACACGCGCCAGGCCCUGGUGCCAUUGUGACUGUUUCACAAAGCAAUACUAUGUGUGCACAUAUCUUUUUGUAUUACGAUCCGGUUGGCAGUUGACAAUGUCUUCAGCGCCGCGGCGGUGUUUGCUGAACAAAUCGGCCCCACAGUCAACGAAAAGUAUUGUUAUAAUAUUACAUACAGAAUUUUCUGCAGCGUCGUGCCUAGAUCUUAGAUGUUAAUCGUAUUGAGGUAGAGAUAAUCUCAAAUAUUUUGGCUCUUUGAAUAUUCCAUGAUAUUAUUUUGUUUUUUCUUGAAAUUGUAUUUACAUUAUACAUUCAUACACUUAGUAAUAUUGUAUACAUGAAUAUACAUUGCGUAGUUUGUAAAUUGAUUUAAAAUGUAAAAAUAAGAUGCGCAACUGGUUUCACAUCGCCGAUUGGGAUCGCAGGAAUUGAUCGAUUUUAAUGUAAGCAAUCGAGUUUUCGUGUUUUUUUCAACUAGUUGAUCGUCUUACUUUGACACUUUUCGCCGCGAUGUUACUUGAGAAUUUGGCGUUGUUGAGCUCGCACAUUUUUGGCGAGUACAAAUUUUCAUGUGACUGCGGCUUUUAUUAUUAAGUUUAUUAUUCGUGAACUGUGGCCAGGACAACAGCACAGAGCAGUGUAAUUCAGAGCCUGCCUAAAAUAUAUUUUUGUCAUGAUUUUAUUUAGGUAUAUACAUGUUAUUCACAUAUUACAGUUUUCUCAAUAAUAGCUUGUAUUUUAAUUAAGAAAUAAUCAUAUUUAACAUUGCCAGGUGAUCAGCAACCUGCACUUUAAUAUUUUUGGAAACUAUUGAACUUAAAUUGUACUGACUUUAUAAAUAUAUUUACUUCAAUAAAGAUUUUCCAUGCCACUA
Pieris rapae (cabbage white) is the source of this 8005-nucleotide messenger RNA. RefSeq names its product brain tumor protein (gene mei-P26). Gene Ontology annotation, molecular function: ubiquitin-protein transferase activity; protein binding; zinc ion binding. Lineage: Eukaryota; Metazoa; Arthropoda; Insecta; Lepidoptera; Pieridae. The record is from RefSeq and is a predicted model, not a curated record. Gene Ontology annotation, cellular component: chromatin; nucleoplasm. The transcript has 9 exons. Bases 324 to 2906 code for a protein of 860 amino acids. Gene Ontology annotation, biological process: positive regulation of DNA-templated transcription.